GGGAACGUCAACAGAAACAGUCCCUGCCGUUCCCUUUUUUUUUUUUUUAAUGGUCGCUCUUUUUCGAAGCAAUUUAUACAGCUGUUAGUUAGUUGUUUCUAUAUUUUUAAUUAACGCAUAUAUUUAUAUUUAUCUAUUGACAGAUACGGUUUUAUUCUGAAUGGAGGGUCUUGGAGUGUCGUCCGUUCAGCACCUGCAGGCUCUCUCUUCCUUGUUAUCGACUCAGCAUGGUGAUGAAGGUGAUGAAGGCGAUGAAGACUGCAAAAAGGGGACCGCUCAUGCAGGACUGGGUCCCGGACACAUCGGCCCUCCCCCCAAAAGAGACAAACAAGCGUCAACAUCCCGUGAGAAGAAGAACAACAAAGACAUAUGGAGCGAGGAAGAGGUGGCCGAGGGCUCCCAGUACGACGACCUCGCUGACCCGCGGCCUCAACCGGAGUAUGAGAUCCUCCUGAAGCAGAGCGUGGGCACAGAGGAUCUGUUCCUGGGCUUGAACAGAAAGGACCCGUCCUCCAUGUGCUGCGAAGCCAUGCUGGUGAAAAUCAAACUACCCGACACUGAAGCAACAGAUGUGGUCCUGGAUGUGAAAGAAAAGUUCCUCGAUCUCCGGACGCCAAAAUACAAACUGGGCCUUCACCUCCCGCAUCCGACCCACAGCCACGGGGGAACGGCUCGGUUCUUCCCGGAGAGCGGCGCACUGGAGGUGACCCUGCUCUUUAAACGGCCCAUGGAUGAGAUCAACAUGCCGUGAGGGAGCGUGACCGCACGCACAGCCACUGUUGGGAGUUUUCCCUGAUCCCAUUCAUGUUAAAAUAUGGUUUUCUAAUAAACAUUUGUCUAGUU
This is a messenger RNA of Cyclopterus lumpus (lumpfish), 843 nucleotides long. It is a transcript of the gene dnaaf6, whose product is annotated as dynein axonemal assembly factor 6. Bases 161 to 751 code for a protein of 196 amino acids. Gene Ontology annotation, cellular component: cytoplasm. Gene Ontology annotation, molecular function: dynein intermediate chain binding; protein-folding chaperone binding. Gene Ontology annotation, biological process: flagellated sperm motility; axonemal dynein complex assembly. The transcript has 6 exons. Lineage: Eukaryota; Metazoa; Chordata; Actinopteri; Perciformes; Cyclopteridae. The record is from RefSeq and is a predicted model, not a curated record.